Clunio marinus is the source of this 282-nucleotide messenger RNA. The record is from the annotation of a GenBank genome assembly. Lineage: Eukaryota; Metazoa; Arthropoda; Insecta; Diptera; Chironomidae.
AUGUUGGUCAGAACAGAAUAUUCUCCGCUGCAGAAAAUUUCUACCAUGCUUUAUGCUUGUAAUCUCUGGAACUAUCAGGCAAUUUGCGAUGUUUUUCCUUUCGCAUGCUCACAACUCUCAUUAUAUCUCACACCACUUUGUUUAAACAAAAGAAUGACAGAACUUUUAAUAUUCCAACAUGGAUUAAAUAUGAUGGCAUCAAGCGUUUUGUUUGCUUUUAUUAAGAAGACAAGGCGUAAGAGCGGAAAUUUUUUUGAUGAUCAUCACAGGAAUCUAAUAUAA